Messenger RNA from Rotaria sp. Silwood2, 1182 nucleotides. Lineage: Eukaryota; Metazoa; Rotifera; Eurotatoria; Philodinida; Philodinidae. The record is from the annotation of a GenBank genome assembly.
AUGGCAGCAACAUUCAUAAUCAUUAUUAUUGUGGUCAUUAUCAUUCUAAGGUAUAUCACUUAUUUUGCUUGGAACAAAAAUAAACGAUCGAAUAUUAUAUUGACUGGUGAUGCGGCACAUAAUAUACUAAAAUCAAGUGAUUACACGCGACAUAAAUCUAACGAAUGGCUUAUAGAUACUUUGUCUAUUGUAAAUCCAUUCACUAUUAAUGAUGAAUCUCUUCUUAAAGCAUUUAAAAAUAAAGUUAUAACAACAUUAGCACAUUGGAGUAAUGAGAAAAAUUAUGAAAACCUUGUUUCAACAAUUGAAAAUCGAAUUAAAUAUCGACUUUCAUUAUUACAAUUAAAUAAUUCAAAAUUUUAUUUAUCAAAAUUAGUCAAACAAGUAACAUUGGAUUCAUUUCUUUCGAGUAUUCUCAAUGUUAAUGCUACCGAAGAACUUCUUACAGAAUUACCUGAAUUAAUUAUUUAUCUUUGGAAAAAUCGUUAUGAUAAAAAAGCUCAAGAUCGUUUACAAAAAUUACUUUUAGCUAAUAAAAAUAAAUUUUCCCAAUCGGAUAUUUGGCAACAAAUUCAAACUAUAUUAUCCAAUCAUUCAAAUAUCAUUUCAAAAAUAGUAAUAAAUGAUUUUGAUGAAAAAAUUUCUAAUCCAUUGAAUAUUAUUAUUCCUGGAUGGGAAACAAUGUGGCGACUGGUAUUUUAUUCAUUACUUGAACUCCUUCGUCAACCGAAAUUACUUUGCGAACUACGUUUACAAUUAAAUAAUUAUUCAAAAUCCUAUCGAGAUUGUCUUUUGCUUACAUGGAUUUUAAAAGAAACAUUACGAUUAUAUCCACCGACUAAAAAUAUCUAUCGAACAAAUUUAAAAACUGGUCAACAUGUAUGCAUUAAUGUUCUACUAAUUCAUCGUGAUAAAAAUGUAUGGGGUUCUGAUGUACUUGAUUUUAAUCCUUAUCGUUUUAAGGAAAAAUUAACUGCUGAACAGGAAAAAAGUUAUUUACCAUUUUCAAUAUCUUGUCCAGCUCGAUUUAAUUUUGCUUACACAUUUGCUGGUGCAAUCGUAGCUAAAAUCCUUGAAUAUUGUCCUACUUUUAGUAUUACUGAAGAAGCAGCACCAUUACCUAAUGAUCAGUUAUUAGAUCUAGCUCGUGACUCAUAUAAUGAUUUGGUUGCAAUCAAGUAA